GCAGACAUGCGUCAUACUUAGAUUGUUCGACCAAGGGUGGCAUUUAAAUAUCAGUUGUUUAUUAUUUUAUCAUUAAGUGUUAUUUGUUGUAUCAUAAAUUUCUCUUGUUUUAUUUUCAUUUAAACAAAAAAAUGAGACACAUGAUGAUUAUUUGGAUUUUGGUUGUACUUACAAUUGUUAACUGCGAAGAGGCAACAAAUAAAUCCGAUAAUAAAAUUCCGUCCAGCAAGAAAGUUGGCAAACGAGGUUUAUGGGAUUUAGGCUAUGGUUACAGCGACCACGGGCAUGGUUACGGUACCUUGGGAGGAUAUGGUCUUGGUAGUACAUUAAAUGGUUACUCAGGUCACUUACCGCACGUUCAUCGUCAAUAUCCAACUCAUAUCCAUACAGCCACUACUAUUACCAAGAGUGUUCCGGUACCACAGCCAUAUCCGGUAACCAUAGAGAAGCAUAUACCUUACCCAGUAGCAGCACCUUAUCCCGUCGAAGUGCCUAAACCCUAUCCAGUUGCUGUUCCUAAGCCUUAUGCUGUAGGAGUUGAGAAACCAUAUCCUGUUCCUGUUGACCGGCCGUACCCUGUACAUAUUCGAGUACCCGAACCAUAUCCAAUUCCAGUAGUCAAACAUGUCGAAUACCCUGUACACCACGCUCACGCCUAUCAUAUAGACGUACAUAAAUCAUACCCUUCGUUGCCACUGCCUAUCCAUAAACCAUUAUACUCAGACCAUGACUUAUGGUAAACCUAUGUAUUUUUUGUGUUAAGUAACUGUGUUAGGUUUAAGUUCAUGAUAUUGCCAUAUGUUUUUAAUAAAAUCAAGAAGUUGGCUGCAUCGCAGACAUUUUUUACAAGCUAUUUCUUCGGAGCCAGCGUGGCGACAAAUGAAUUUUUUUAUAAAACCUAUUUUUUUCUGUAUUUGUUUUCUAGAUAAUUCUUGUCAUUUAUAAUUUUUUACCAUGUUGAAAAUAUAAUGAAGUAGAAAAAACCUAUUGUACACAUUUUGUAUUUUGACCGUUGUUUCAAAUUGUAAAAUUUGUAAAAAAAUUUUAUAUACUUAAUGAAAUAAAAAACAAAACAGAAUAUGUUAUUUUUUUA
Daktulosphaira vitifoliae (grape phylloxera) is the source of this 1093-nucleotide messenger RNA. Its product is annotated as zinc finger protein 512B-like. Bases 132 to 740 code for a protein of 202 amino acids. NCBI's taxonomy places the organism in Eukaryota, Metazoa, Arthropoda, Insecta, Hemiptera, Phylloxeridae. The record is from RefSeq and is a predicted model, not a curated record. The transcript is spliced from 3 exons.